Messenger RNA from Dryobates pubescens (Downy woodpecker), 394 nucleotides. It is a transcript of the gene ATOX1, whose product is annotated as antioxidant 1 copper chaperone. NCBI's taxonomy places the organism in Eukaryota, Metazoa, Chordata, Aves, Piciformes, Picidae. Gene Ontology annotation, cellular component: cytosol. Gene Ontology annotation, molecular function: metal ion binding; copper chaperone activity. Gene Ontology annotation, biological process: copper ion transport. The coding region runs from base 109 to 324 and encodes 71 amino acids. The transcript is spliced from 3 exons. The record is from RefSeq and is a predicted model, not a curated record.
UGUGCGUGGCUGGCGCUCAGGGCCCGGCCUCGGCCCGCAGGAGCCGUUCGCGUCCCGCCCCUUCCUCCGCGCCCUGCCGACAGCCGGGAGCUGCCGCCGCGCUCCGCCAUGCCGAAACACGAGUUCUUUGUGGACAUGACCUGCGAAGGCUGCUCCAACGCAGUCACCCGCGUCCUGCACAGGCUGGGAGGUGUCCAGUUUGAUAUUGACCUGCCCAACAAGAAGGUGUGCAUCGACUCUGAGCACAACGUUGACACCCUGUUGGAAACCCUAAAGAAGACUGGAAAGAAUGCUUCCUACCUGGGGGAGAAGUCUGCACAGUAGGCUUGGCUGGUGUGAGGAGGCUAGGUAUAUAGCAGGUGUAUGCCAUGUGUAUGAGGAGAUCUGAGCUUUU